Messenger RNA from Cucumis sativus (cucumber), 2635 nucleotides. RefSeq names its product type I inositol polyphosphate 5-phosphatase 10. Gene Ontology annotation, biological process: phosphatidylinositol dephosphorylation. Bases 665 to 2176 code for a protein of 503 amino acids. Gene Ontology annotation, molecular function: phosphatidylinositol-3,4,5-trisphosphate 5-phosphatase activity; inositol-polyphosphate 5-phosphatase activity; phosphatidylinositol-4,5-bisphosphate 5-phosphatase activity. The transcript is spliced from 11 exons. The record is from RefSeq and is a predicted model, not a curated record. Lineage: Eukaryota; Viridiplantae; Streptophyta; Magnoliopsida; Cucurbitales; Cucurbitaceae.
GAAAAAGUCCAUGAAAGUAUUGGCCAAAUUAAAGAAUCUGAAUUCCUACUUCAACAAAAUUAUAUAUAAGGGCGAAAAAAGCAGUCCAUUUAGUUGAGAUUCACCAAAAACUUUGCAGUUUUCUCAUUCAUUCUUCUGUGUUAGUCUCAUGAAACAGAUCAGUUUCUUCUUUUGAUGAUGAUUGUCUGAGCAAAAUCAUCAUUUUGUUGAUACCCAUUUGAGUUUUCAAUCAAAAGAGUUGUUCCUUUGCUAUUUUACAAUGAGCAUUUGAAGAAAUUUGAUCAAUAAAGCCUCUACCAACUACUGCUGGCAAUGGAAGAAACUAACUCCCAAGUUCUCAACUUAGCGUUUCUUCAAAGGUGUUUUUGACCGUUUCUCGCUUUAUUUUCCCGAGAAAAUUCAACCAUUUUCCUUCUUUGAACCGCAAAUCGAUUAUCGAUUUUAGUUUUAAUUUUCCCCCUUUUUCUGUUCAUCUAUCUAUGACUGUGCCCUCUUUUUGUCAAUUUCAAUGCGUUUUGGAUUGGAACAGCAAGUUUCUCGGACUAUUCCAUUGAACAUAUAAGAAGACAUUUUGUUCAUUUCUUCUAGAGUCUCUAACAUUCAAUUUCAGUUGUAGAUCCUCGAUUUGGGUCAGUGGCAUUGAUGAGAAAUUGCAAUAUCAGCAAUGACUCUCAGAAAACAAAACUCAAGAAAGAAGUCCUUCAUUAGAAAAAUGUUUGCCAUGGGAGAAAGAAAUGGAAAGAAAGAGUUCAAAGGUUCAUUUGUUGAGUCCACUGAUCCAAAUUCUGACCUACAGCUAGACAGUACAUUCUUGGGUAGCACAGACUCUCUAAUGGCUCCUGGUCAAGAAGUUCAAUCCUUCCGUGUUUUUGUUGCGACGUGGAAUGUUGGAGGAAAAUCUCCCCAAACCAACCUCAAUUUGAACGAUUUUCUUAAGAACGACAACUGUGCUGAUAUUUACAUAUUCGGUUUUCAGGAAAUUGUGCCUCUAAAUGCUGGAAAUGUUCUAGUUAUUGAAGACAAUGAACCUGCAGCAAGAUGGCUUUCCUUAAUUAAUCAAUCAUUGAACAACCCAACAAAUGGCGGCUCGAGAGGACCGAAAUCCAACACCGGUCUUGGAGGUUCGAAAUUCUUUCCGAAGCCUUCUCUUAAAAGCAUCAGUAAAACUUUCAGGACUGUAAGUAGAAGGAAGCUAAAAAGUUGCAAUUGUACUCCCCUGGAACUUGAAAGGAAACGCAAUAAGGAUUUCUGGUUUCGGUGCCAACCAUCGAACGUGAGUCAAAGUGGCAUUUCUUCAGAAGAAGAUGAUGACGAGGAGGAUCCGAGCAUCUUUGAUAUUUCAGAUAUUUCCAUUCCUGAAAGCAGUAACGAGACAAAGUACGGUUUGAUUGCAAGUAAACAAAUGGUUGGCAUUUUUGUCACAAUUUGGAUGAGGCAGGAGCUUGUUCCACAUGUUAGCCACUUAAGAAUUUCGAGUACGGGCCGUGGGAUCAUGGGAUGCCUUGGGAACAAGGGAUGCAUUUCAGUGAGCAUGUUAUUUCACCAGACAAGCUUUUGCUUCAUCUGCAGCCACUUAGCUUCUGGAGAGAAAGAAGGAGAUGAGCUUAGAAGAAAUUUGGAUGUUAUUGAAAUCCUUAAGAACACUCAAUUUCCAAAAAUAUGCAGACCACCUUACAGUCGGAUGCCGGAGAAAAUCCUCGGACACGAACGAAUAAUAUGGUUAGGAGACUUGAAUUACCGGAUAGCUUUGAGCUUCUCGGAAACUCGAAGACUCAUGGAAGAGAAUCGCUGGGAUGCACUUCUCAGCAAAGAUCAGUUGAAGAUCGAAAGGGAUGCAGGGCGAGUGUUUUCUGGAUGGAAAGAGGGAAUGAUUUACUUUGCACCCACAUAUAAAUACUACUACAAUUCAGACACAUACGCCGGAGACUUGAAAAAAUCAAAAAAGAAGAGAAGAACUCCAGCUUGGUGUGACAGAAUUUUAUGGCAUGGUGAUGGCAUACGACAACUUUUUUACAUUCGUGGGGAGUCCCGGUUUUCCGAUCACCGCCCCGUUUGUUCAACAUUCCUAGUCGAUGUCAUGGUCAUCGAGGGAGGGCUGAAGAAGAAAAUGCCUAUCUCUGAUAUGAAGGUUGGGGCUGAAGAAUUACUACCAACAAACAGUAGAUAUUAUCCCUAAAGUAGUGGUCUUAAUAUGCUCAGUAGCUUAGUCCAACAAUUCAUUACCAUUCAUCACAAGAACGAUGACUCGUCGAAGUUUUUCCCGACGCCAAUACUAGUAGGAUUGUGUAGAUGUAACAAAACCUGCAAGUCGAGUUUUAUUAGUAGAUUUUCAAGUCAAGGAAGGGAUGUGGUCAUCAUCAUCAGCAGCCAUGGAUGCAUAUUGCUGCUUGCAGAUGCAUCACAUCAGAUUGCAGCCAAUGGGGAACUUAAAAGAAAAAGUAGAAAAACAGAAAAGAAGUUUGAUUUUUCUUUUUUUUUAGUGUAGCUCCUCAGUCAAACUAGAGAGAAGAAAGUGAUAAAGUUUUUCAAGUUUUUUUAAGUUGGAAACUUUUGUCUUUUAAGCACUGAGCAGAUUGCAGAAGUAACAUUUGAUUUGAUUAUUUGAUGAAAUAUAUAGUAACAGAAAUUCUUUUUU